GCAGAGGGGCAGCUCCGCAGCGGCGUCCGGCGUCUCCUCCAGGGCCGACGCUGUGGGGCUCGCGCGCUUCUCUGCCUCGCCUGGCCGCGGGCGUUCUUCUGCCCCGCGAGUCCCCGGCCGCCGCUCCAGCGCGCCCCGGUCUGGCCUCCUGCCCCGCGAAGAUGGCUGCCGUACGCCGGGCCCGCAGUUACUGCCGCUGUCUGGUGCGCUUCUCCGACCGAGAACUCUGCUAAGCCCCGCUGCAGCAGAGCGGCAGGAGUAGACACCGGACACCCCGCACGCCUCGGGGGGUGGUGCAGAGGGGGCGCGAAGAGUCCCGCGACCGCGGCUUGCCGCCCCGCCAGCAUGGCAGAAGCUGAGGAGGAUUGUCAUUCUGAUACUGUCAGAGCAGGAGAUGAUGAUGAAAAUGAAACCUCUGCGGAAAAAGAUCUGCAGGCACAACUCCAGAUGUUCCGAGCUCAGUGGAUGUUUGAACUUGCCCCGGGUGUGGGCUCUAGCAAUUUAGAAACUCAACCUUGCAGAGCAGCAAGAGGCUCUUCAGUGAAAGCAGCAGACACCAAAGGAAAGCAAGAAGUGGCAAAGGAAGAAAAGGCUCGAGAACUCUUCCUAAAAGCAGUAGAAGAAGAACAAAAUGGAGCUCUCUAUGAAGCCAUCAAGUUUUAUCGUAGGGCCAUGCAACUUGUACCUGAUAUAGAGUUCAAGAUCACUUAUACCCGGUCUCCAGAUGGCGACGGCGCUGGAAACAGCUACAUUGAAGAUAAUGAUGAUAACAAGGUGGCAGAUCUCUUGUCCUACUUCCAGCAGCAGCUCACAUUUCAGGAGUCUGUGCUCAAACUGUGUCAGCCUGAACUUGAGAGCAGUCAGACUCACAUAUCAGUGCUGCCCAUGGAGGUCCUGAUGUAUGUCUUCCGAUGGGUGGUGUCUAGUGACUUGGACCUCAGAUCAUUAGAGCAGUUGUCCCAGGUGUGCAGAGGAUUCUAUAUCUGCGCCAGAGACCCUGAAAUAUGGCGUUUGGCUUGCUUAAAAGUUUGGGGCAGAAGCUGUAUUAAACUCAUUCCAUACACGUCCUGGAGAGAGAUGUUUUUAGAAAGGCCCCGUGUUCGGUUUGAUGGAGUGUAUAUCAGUAAAACCACAUAUAUUCGUCAAGGGGAACAGUCUCUUGAUGGUUUCUAUAGAGCCUGGCACCAAGUGGAAUAUUACAGGUACAUAAGGUUCUUCCCUGAUGGCCACGUGAUGAUGCUGACAACCCCAGAAGAGCCUCAGGCCAUUGUUCCUCGGUUAAGAACUAGGAAUACCAGAACGGAUGCAAUUCUGCUGGGUCAUUAUCGCUUGUCACAAGAUACAGACAAUCAGACCAAAGUAUUUGCUGUGAUAACUAAGAAAAAAGAAGAAAAACCACUUGACUAUAAAUACAGAUAUUUUCGUCGUGUCCCUGUACAAGAAGCAGAUCAGAGUUUCCAUGUGGGGCUACAGCUGUGUUCCAGUGGCCGCCAGAGGUUCAACAGACUUAUCUGGAUACAUCAUUCUUGUCACAUUACUUACAAAUCAACUGGUGAGACUGCAGUCACUGCUUUCGAGAUUGACAAGAUGUACACCCCCUUGUUCUUUGCCAGAGUGAGGAGCUACACUUCCUUCUCAGAGAGGCCUCUGUAGAGCUUCACAGCCCGUCCUCUGUCGCUGUUGCAUGAAUAAGCAUACAUAGAGCAAAAGAGCUCCUCUAAGUUAUAAAUGUACAUAUAUAUAUAUAAAUAUACAUAUAUAUAUAUAUAUGUGGAAUUGGGACUUAUUUUACAUUGUUGGAGUUCUUUUAAGAAGAGUAAAUUGAUUAUUUUUUUUAUUUAAAGGAAUAAUUGAUUUCUUGGAGUAUUUUGCUUUAAAAUUAAGAAGUUGAGAUUACAAGUUGUUUAAGCACAUUUACAUUGCAAAAAGUCAAUAUGAGCUUUAAAUCAUGUCCUUUUUCAAGAGUAUUUCUGUUACACAGGUCGUCUUCUGACCGAUCACCCCGUAUUUAAGUGUAUCAGGUGAGAGCUCCGCUGGAUAAGCAUCUCUUUUGCGCAUGACAUAGUGUCUUUUCAAUAAAGGCUCAAAUGUGAAAACCUGUUCUGGAUUUGUUUGAAACUUUUAAUAGUAAAGAUCAUAAAUAAAUGUUUCUUUCAAAAAUA
This is a messenger RNA of Manis pentadactyla (Chinese pangolin), 2162 nucleotides long. It is a transcript of the gene FBXO9, whose product is annotated as F-box protein 9. Bases 346 to 1653 code for a protein of 435 amino acids. Gene Ontology annotation, cellular component: SCF ubiquitin ligase complex. Lineage: Eukaryota; Metazoa; Chordata; Mammalia; Pholidota; Manidae. The record is from RefSeq and is a predicted model, not a curated record. Gene Ontology annotation, biological process: SCF-dependent proteasomal ubiquitin-dependent protein catabolic process. The transcript has 13 exons. Gene Ontology annotation, molecular function: protein binding.